GUCGUCACUUGGCGCUCGACCACAUCGGCGCCGCGCAAACCAACGCACGGCCGUGAGCACACGUGCCGUGCAGGGCAGCAGUCGAGUGGCGUCGUGCCCGUGUCGCGCGCGUGCGCUGUCGGCAGGAUGUCGUCGGGCUUCGGAGACGAUCCUUCCGCCGCGUACGACUCGGCCGACUACGCCAACUGGUCGCUGGAGGAUCGGCAGGAGACGGAGGGCGACUACGGCGACGGCGGCUCCGAGUGGUGCGAGGCGGGCCGACGGGAGUCCGCCAUCAAGGUGUUCCAGACGUGCGUCUUCGCCGCCAUCUUCCUGUCGGGCGUGGCGGGCAACGUUCUGGUGAUGUCGACGUUCGCGGCGUACCGCCGCCGGCGCUCCGCCACGGACGCGUUCCUGUUCCAGCUGGCGCUGGCCGACCUCCUGCUGCUGCUGACGCUGCCGCUUCAGGCGGCCGACACCAACGUGGGUUGGAUCUUCUCGGCGCCGGCGUGCAAGGCGGUGCGCGCCGUCUACGCCGUCGGCACGUACAGCGGCCUGCUGCUGCUGGCGUGCAUCGGCGUGGAGCGCUACCUGGCCGUGGUCCGGAGCCGGCGCACGGCGCGGCGCCGCCGGCGCCCGACGGCGGUCGGGAGGGCGGCGGCGGCGACGGUUUGGCCGGCGGCGACGCUCUUCGGCCUGCCCGAGAUCUUGUAUUCCGGCGUGUCGGGCUCCGGGGCCGACGCCUACUGCGGCACGCUGGGCGGCGCCGACGUCAAAAGGGCCGCCGACGGCACCGUGAUCGGCGUCUUCGCUUUGUCCUUCCUGGUGAUGGCGGCGUGCUACUCGGGCAUCGCUCGCAUCUUGCGGGCGGGCAGCGGCGGGGCCGAGCGCUGGCGUCGCCGGCGCACGCUGAAGCUGAUGCUGGCGCUGGUUCUGCUCUUCCUGCUCUUCCAGCUGCCCCACAGCGUGGUUCUGUCCGUCAAGAUGGCGCGCCCGCUGUGCGCCCUGCUGCCGGAGUACGUCACGCGCACUCUGGCGUACGCCCGCUGCUGCCUCAAUCCCGUCACGUACGCCCUGGUGGGCCAGCGCUUCCGCGGAGACGUGCUCGAGCUGCUGGGCGCACGGCGGCCGGGCGAACGGGCCGGCGGCGGCGGCGGCGCCUCCGUGUCGCCGCCCGCUCCGAUGUGAUCCGACGACGUGCAUCCUGAUACGAUUCCGUUGAUUGCGACAGGGUUGAAUCCGUGUUUGUCUGCUCCCGCGCAUUCUCAUCGAAUUCUUCGCAGUCCGAUCCGGUGGCGCGUAUUCAACUCCGAUUCUGUACAUUGCCAUCUGAAUUGUACGCAUUCCAAUUUGGGCAAUUCCUCAUCCUCAUCUCUCUUCCGACGUUGCAUUCGGUCCAGAUGCCGUUGCCAAGGUGACGUCGUUCAAUUCACAUCUGGUGUCAAACUCGUUCAAACAUUCCCACCUUCCAUUUUGUCGCUGUCGGGCGGAAAACCCCCCUUUGUCCAAAUAUCGUUUCGUAUUAUUUCACAAAUUGACGCUGUCGGUCUGUACCCGCUGCUUUGUUACGUCCGCACAAUGGGAGCAAAUUCCAAGCGUCAACAAUGUCUUGAACAAUUCCAUUGUCUGAAUUAAAGUGUGGUGAAACUC
Molecule: messenger RNA, 1629 nt
Organism: Phycodurus eques (leafy seadragon)
Lineage: Eukaryota; Metazoa; Chordata; Actinopteri; Syngnathiformes; Syngnathidae
Product: C-C chemokine receptor type 7-like
Exons: 2
Coding region: 127-1167 (346 amino acids)
Biological process (GO): G protein-coupled receptor signaling pathway; immune response
Cellular component (GO): membrane
Molecular function (GO): G protein-coupled receptor activity
Source: RefSeq, a predicted model, not a curated record